AAUUUUUUGUUUCGUUUCGUUUUCGACGCCAUCUUUGAUGGUUGAAACUGAAAGUGCGUGAAAGAGUUUAUUGUAAAAGGAAUAUGUCAAGCACAAUAUAAAUUACGUUUUUUUUUUCAAAUUGAAUCAUAACUUUGGAGGGAACGUAUAACAUGGAGGCCACAUUGGAUGCGUCCUUAGUGGCGCAAUCCAUAAAUUACCAUGGGCAACAACUGCAAAAAACAUGGGAGUCCGAACGAGGUGAAGACGAUUUGUCGAAAAUUGGCGUGGGUGGCUUGGAUUUCGCCGUCUACCAGUCUAGACAUAAGCAUCUCACUUUUCAAGACCGUAGCAAGCGCCUCAAACUUCAUCAGUUUAUUGCCAAAGAAGCUAAUGCCUUGUUCGACGCAUCGUUAUUAGAGGAAACUCCAACAUCUUCGAGUUUAGGAAUCGACGCUACAACGCCAGAAGACAAUAUGUAUGCAUUGAUGCCGCCAUUUGAAACAUUUUUGAAUGUAGACAAAUCAGCAAGGUUACGGCAUUUCUUUGAAAAUGUGAAGACGGGGGAACUGAUAAUAGGAGCAGUCAUCAACAGGACUCAAUCUGGAAUGAUGCUCAAGGUGUUGUGUACUGCGGGUCCCACCUCCAGAUUUGUUGCAGAUAUCAAUGUCAAGGCUUUUCUACCCGUGGCAAAUAUCAUUCCUGCGGUGGACAAGAAAAAUGUGUCAAGAAACUACCUGAUGAAUGACACUGUUUGCUGUGAAGUUAUUGAAGUAAUUCCAGACACCGACAAAAUGGUGUGCGGCAUGAAAGGAGUUACUCGGGGCCCAGAAGACCCUCAGCCUAAGCCCCCUCUCGGCCUUCUCAGCACCGACGACUUUCCUCUCAUCUACAAGAAAACCUUGGAAAUGAAAGGAGAAAGUUAUGAAGCCAUUUUAGAGAAGAGUCCAGGCUUCAAUAACCCUAACUGCGUCCAAUAUCUUUCGGAACUCCUCGGCAUUGCAAAUAUGCACUGCACCAAUUUUUCAUCUUUGAGAGGUGGAUUUCAAACUACGGAAUACGCAGAUGAACUUCGUCAGGCUCAAGCAAGCAAGUGGGCAUUCCGUUCUGUUGCGGAAGGGAUAGAACACUUCAAGGCUGGACGACAUUCUGAAGCAUUCCAGUGUCUCAACAAAGCACUGAGUAUUGAUCCCAGAAAUGUUGAAGGACUUGUUGCCAGAGGGGCAUUGUAUGCAAACAGUGGAACAUUUAAGAAAGCUAUAGAAGACUUUGAAACAUCACUAAAAUUGAACCCUAACCAUGCAAAUGCUCGAAAAUACUUGGGAGAGACUUUAGUAGCACUCGGACGUAGUUAUGAAGAUGAGAACAAAAUAACGGAAGCACAAAAAGCUUACGAAGACUGUUUAGCUAUUAUCCCAUUCCAUGAAGAAGCACAAAACUCUCUCGAUUUCCUUAAGAGUAAAACAUCUACUACAAAGCCAUUGAUUGAACCGGCAGAACUUUUGCUACCAGGACUAACGGGUGCAAAGUCAUUCGAAAUGAAAGAAACUCUCAAGCAACUACUGAAUCUUACAGAAAAGAAAGACAAGAAGAAGAAAAAGAAGCGAGGGAAAGGGAAGAAGAAAAGGUCCAGCAGUUCUUCAUCAUCAUCAAGUGAUACUUCAAGCUCCAGCUCGUCCUCGGAGUCGUCGUCAUCAUCUUCUGAUUCUAGUGAUUCGGAAGGUCCGAACCGCAAGAAGAAGCGUCGGUCGCAGUCGAACAGCAAGCGACAGCGGUCGCUGUCGCCGCUGAGCAAGCGCAUGGCCAUCCUGGGCGACGCGGAGUCCGCCUCGCGCACGCACAACUCGCAGUUCAACCACCCCUACGGCUACCAGCCGCCGCCGCCCGCCGCGCCCGCGCCGCACCUCCCGCACCACCCGCAACACCAGCAGCACCAGCAGCACCAGCACGACGAGCCCGCCGCCGCGCCCGCGCGCUCGCAGGCUGAUGUCGAUUAUGAAAUUAAAGUUCGGAAGUUCUUGGAAAUGACAAAAGAAGACUCGGACUAUGAAGACAAGGUGCGCAACUUCCUGGAGGAGACUGCGCAGUACAAGCGCAACCGCAAGAUGCAGGAGCUCGGACAGCAGACGCAGCCCGGCGCCGAGCACGACAAGAAAAAGAAGAAGAAGAAGGACAAGAAAAAGAAGAAGGAAUCUAAAAGGAAGCGCAAAGAGCAGGAGAGAGAAGAUAAAAGGAAGGCGAAGCUAGCGCGCUCCGCCAGCAACAACGACUACAGCCUGCGGGACUUGGACAACAUCGGAGAUAAGAAACUAAGAGAUGCUAUUAGGAAGGAAUUGAAAGGAAAAUCCAAGAGGGACCUCAGUUCCGAUGGGGAAUAUGAAAGAAAGCACAGUGAUAAGAGGAUGAUGGACGACAUGCCGGGCUUGGACGACCUGGAGUCCAAGAUCAGCGCGUACCACGUGAUGGUGGAGAAGGAGGCCCUGAAGCGGGACGGCCGCGCCUCCCUCAGCCCCAUAGACCAAGCACCUCCGCCGCCACUAGAGAAACCUAAGUGGAAGAUGUCUAUGAGUGCGGUUAAGGAAACUAGGGUUAAGAAGAAGGAUACGCCGGUACAGAAGGGAUACAAAGAACGUUACGCGUUUGAAGAUAGUUCUGAUGAAUCCCAAGAACAAACUAAGCCGUCGCCGUCGAGUGGUGAUAAGAACGUGUCGGUGCGACGCGCCAUGGCCAUGAAGGAGCCCGGCCCCGGCAAGUCGCGCGAGCCCGACCCGCCCGGCACCGAGCCGCCGCACCACCACCAGCACCAACACCCGCACCCGCAUCCGCAUCCGCCGGUGCGCAAAGGCAAUAUAGUGCUAGACAAAUUCGGUUCGUUCCGAUUGGCGCAGGAGGGCGAGACGCCGGUGUGCGUGGGCGACGCGCGCCCCGAGCAGUUCGUGACGCGCAUCAAGCCGCCCUCGCCCGCCGCGCGCCGCCCGCGCUCGCCGCCCUCGCCGCCCUCGCCGCGCCGCCGCUCCUCCAACUCCUCCGAGGACGACCGCCGCUCGCCCAAGCGCUCCCGCAGCAGCAGGUCCCGGCCCCGCAAGUAUCGAUCGAGGUCCGGUUCGCGGUCGCGGUCGGCGUCCACCGGCAGCGCGUCGCCCGCCUCGCGCCGCCGCCGCUCGCCCUCGCCGCGCUCGCGCUCGCGCUCCGACGCCAGCCGCUCAUACUACUCGCGCAGCCGCUCGCGCUCCCGCUCCGGCUCCAGGGACAGGAUGCGGCGCAACAACCGGCGCGGCAACUGGCGCGGGCGCGGCGGCUUCGAGCGCGGCACGUACUACCGGCCGCGCUUCCACACCUACAACGGCAACAGCCGGGGCCGCGGCCGCGGGGACUUCCGCCGCGACGACGGCCGCCGCUUCCAGCCCGACUGGCGCGACAACCGCUCGCGCGGCGGCCGCCCCUUCCGCCCGCGCCGCGGCGGCCCGCGCGGCCGCCCCUUCCGAGGCGGGUUCCGUGACUUCCGCGAGCGGCGCGGCGGACGCUACUCGCGCUCGCGCAGCCCCGACCGCACGCGGCGCUCGCGCUCCUACAGCCCCGAGCGACGCGACAAGGACAACAGGGACAGCUACUCUCGUUUGUCCGAACGCAACAGCCACCGCAGCGAGGGCGAGUACGAGGAGGAGCGUUACGUGGACCGCAAAGAGUACGACGGCAAGUGGGCCGACGGCAACGAGCCCGACAGGACCCAGCACGAGGAGAAGGCCCCAGAAGAGGCGCCCAAAGAAUAGCCCCAUCAAUCUACACUUUUACCCUCUCCCCCUCUCCCUCCCCCGACUUCAUGUUUCUUGUUAAGACUAGUAUUAAAAAAUUCUACUAUAAGGUGCUUACAGAUUUAAAAAUAAGUUUCAUUUAAUGUAGGAUUUAAAAUUGUAAAUAUAUAAGUGGCUACAAAUGUAACAAUCCAUGUUUGACUCUUGCAUUUUGUUUUUUUUUAUAAACAAUACUUAUUUGCAAUAUUAUCUCUUGUUGUGUUUAUUCAAUAAAUAGUAGGUUUGUAUUGAUUCCUUGUAAUGUUUUAGUAAUCAUUCCAGUGUAGAACUAAAACUCGACUAAAUUACAAAUAUAGAUCAUUCUAUUGGUGUGUAAUAAUUAAAGAUAAUUAUUAAAAUGAAA
Messenger RNA from Papilio polytes (common Mormon), 4134 nucleotides. Its product is annotated as tetratricopeptide repeat protein 14 homolog. Bases 153 to 3749 code for a protein of 1198 amino acids. The transcript is spliced from 19 exons. Gene Ontology annotation, molecular function: nucleic acid binding; protein binding. The record is from RefSeq and is a predicted model, not a curated record. NCBI's taxonomy places the organism in Eukaryota, Metazoa, Arthropoda, Insecta, Lepidoptera, Papilionidae.